AUGGCAAAGGCACCUCGCCCGUCUCCGUUCUCUGUGGUGGUCGAGCUGGAGAGCCUGGACACGUUGUAUGCCAGUCCGCAAGCCGGAGCGGCUGCCGAAACGGGUGGCCCGGGCGCAUCAUCAUCACCAUCGCCAGGCUGCGCAUCAUCAGCCGGCUUCCGGCAUGCGGCGUAUGCAAGCCGAAGCCCACCGCCGCUGCUCGACGCCAACGAGCCGCCGGCCAUGGCCCGUAUGCCCGCGCCACCAGCUGGCCCAUCGGCUGUCGGAGAAGGCGCUGCAACAAGGUCUCUCGAGUCUUCAGUACAGGGAAAAGCCGCUGUUCUGAGCGAUGUCGACGUCAUCGGAGCCCCGCCGCCGCUGCCACCGCCUCCGCCAACCAUGGUGCAAAAGCUGCAGGAGAUGGUCACGCUGUUCUCCUGGAGCCCCGGCGGCGAGGUCAAGGCCAACAUCACGCUCCAGAUGACCGUUCUCUACGUUCUCUUUGUGGCCAUCCUGCUCUCAGCCGAGAUCUUUGGCUGGGCGCCACACAUCCGGUUCUUUAACCUCGUCCCGCUCGCCUUUGUCUCGCUCGUUGUCCUCGAGCUCAGCAAUGUUAUCGCCACCCUCUUCCCCGAUAACUCGUACCAUCAGUACCUGCACUUGCUGCCGCUGGGCAUCAUUGUCGUUAUCUUCCGCGAGGCGCACAUGGUUUGCGCUGUCAUCUUCUUUUCAGCCUCGUCGAUCAUCUUUAUGCAGGUCGGCGACGAGCGGUCGUCGGGCGUUGGGCGGGUCGGCGGCUACACUCUGUGCUGCCUCAUUGUCUACCUCUCGGCUGUCCUCUUCUCGUCGCAGUUCUAUACCGACGUCCACGGCACGUCUUUUACCACUGGCCGCGUCCUCUCGCCGCCCAUCCAUUGGGGUGAAGAGUUUACCUUUUGCGUCUGCGUGGCGCUCCUCGGCUUGGCUCUCCUCGCCACAACCCGCUUUGUCCACCUCUUUGCGCGAUCGGUCGCCUCGCACCAAGAAGAGGUCUCCAUGCUCCGUGCUGAGCUUGACUCGUUCACUUCACACGCCGUCCAAGUCGACACCCCUAUCUCGCGCGUCCUUGCUCUCCUCACCAAGGUUCGCGACGAGGCCCGGCCGAUCGGAGCCGACCACCUCCGGGCUUCGCGGGCUGAGCUUGCCCACCGCCUUGCCAUUGUUCGCCAGGUCAACGAAGCGCUCGCUAUUCUCUCUGCCGGUGCACUGUACCAGCCCGAGAUCCGUGGCGGUGCGGACACCGCUGUCUCGUCGUGGGUCAUGGAGACGACCGAGAUGACCGGCCACGCCGCCAAUGGCUACUCGACCGACGGCUCCGAGACGCCGUCAAACGCCACCGAGUCGGGCCUCCCGCUCACCGCGCCCGAGCUGUGGCAAGUUCUUGUGUCGUUUGCCGACGACCUCGAUCCGGUCGCCGCCUCCAUGCCUAAGCUCAUGGACAUGCUCGACUCGUGGACCAUGGACAUCUUUGAGUUUACCGAGCUCGCCUCGGGUCAUCCGGUGGUCUUUAUGGGCAUGCUUCUCCUUCACAAGAACGAUGCGUUUGCCAACUUUCGCAUCGACGAGCGCAAGGCGCUCCGCUUCCUCUCCACCAUCGAGUCCGGCUACGUCGCCAGCAAUCCCUACCACAACGCCAUCCACGCUGCCGACGUCGCGCACGCCUUUCACGUGUGGACCACCCUCGGCGGUGUCGGCUACUUCCUCUCCUCGCUGGAGAUCUUUGCUGGCAUCAUUGCCUGCCUUGUACACGACUUUGGCCACCCGGGCGUCAACAACAACUUCCUCAUUGCUGUCUCCUCACCACUGGCCAUCCGCUACAAUGACUCUUCGGUUCUCGAGUCGCACCACUGCGCCGCGGCAUACACAUUGCUCCAGGAUCCGGCACUCAACAUCCUCUCAAACCUUACGUCCAAGCAACGAACCUCGGUCCGUUCGGUCGUCACCACCAUGAUCCUCGCCACCGACAUGGCGAAGCACUUUGAGCUCCUCUCCAAGUUCAACGCCCAGCUCACCGGACUCAAGGCCGAGGCCGCCGCGGGUUCGUUCGACUCGAACGACUCCAAAGCUCUUGUUCUCCGCCUCGUCGUCAAGUGCUGCGACAUCUCCAAUCCAGCCAAGCCUUGGCACAUCGCCUCCAACUGGUCCGGCCGCGUCAUGGAAGAGUCGUUCCGCCAGGGCGAUCGCGAGCGCGCUGCAGGCAUGCGCGUCUCCACCUUUAUGGAUCGGUCUGCUCCGGUCCUCGAGGUCUACAAGGCCCAGGUCGGGUUUAUCGAGAUCUUUGUCCGCCCGCUGUACGAGGCCGUCACUGCCCUCUUCCCCGACAUGGCCUCGGCCUGCUCGCACAUCGAUGCCAACCACGCCAUGUGGGAGGCCAAGAAGAACACUGCUGCCACAGAAGCUGCCCUCGCCGCCAGCCAGACAUAA
This is a messenger RNA of Thecamonas trahens ATCC 50062, 2442 nucleotides long. Its product is annotated as cAMP-specific 3',5'-cAMP phosphodiesterase 4. NCBI's taxonomy places the organism in Eukaryota, Apusomonadida, Apusomonadidae. The coding region runs from base 1 to 2442 and encodes 813 amino acids. The transcript is spliced from 2 exons. The record is from RefSeq and is a predicted model, not a curated record. Gene Ontology annotation, molecular function: 3',5'-cyclic-nucleotide phosphodiesterase activity. Gene Ontology annotation, biological process: signal transduction.